Porites lobata is the source of this 581-nucleotide messenger RNA. Lineage: Eukaryota; Metazoa; Cnidaria; Anthozoa; Scleractinia; Poritidae. The record is from the annotation of a GenBank genome assembly.
AUGAAUCGCAUUCCACCACCACGGCCAGACGAAACAAAAUUGCCACACUACCGUUGCAAAGACGUGUUUGAGUCUCCCAGUGGUACGAAUGCCUGCCAUCACCCUCCUGAUGACUGGCAGCCACGUCAUAAUAUCAAAAAAUGUUUUGAUGAUGGAACUUUACUAGGUGAUGACGAUGCAAUCUCCUCUUUUUGUACAAUAUUUAUUGUGGAAAGGGAAAUAAUUAAAGACCAUUUACAGCAUCUAACUACAUUAAAGAGGAAAAAAACAUGCGCACAAAGGGCAGGUUGAAGAAACGCAAGCAGAGACAACAGAAAUGCUUCGAGGACUAUGAUUGGAACACCCUUUGUCGCACUGGUAAAGUUCAGCAAUACAUUAAGGAGCUCGAAACGUAUCUCAGUCAUUCCAACCCUCCAUUAAAAGGCAAGAAAUAUGAUAAGGUACGACGGAUCACGGCACAUGCAUUGAUCAGAAUAGGUGAGGGUGAUACCAAUGUCUCUCUGCAGCGGCAAGAAGUACUGCAAGAUGAUAUCAGUGACAAUGAUAUGGACAACUGUUCUGAUGCGGAAAGUGACAGCUAA